This is a messenger RNA of Serendipita indica DSM 11827, 3384 nucleotides long. The record is from the annotation of a GenBank genome assembly. NCBI's taxonomy places the organism in Eukaryota, Fungi, Basidiomycota, Agaricomycetes, Sebacinales, Serendipitaceae.
AUGUCCAAGCUCUUCUCCAGAACUAAGUCGGCGACGAGCAUGGGCAGGAACGGGCCCAGCGGAGGCUCCGCUGGUGCGUACAGCGACACUGACGACUUUGGGAGAAUAAGAGCGACAACAUUCAAGCGUGGAAAGACGGACAGUCAGCUCGAGCGGUCUCGCCAGCGGACGCUCUCGAAUCCAAACCUCGUUCACGGUUCGUUAAACGGCCAAAACGCCUCUUACAGCACGUAUAUCGACAGAUCAGAGUCUGCAAAGGAUCUUCCUUCACUUCCAGAUGGCUACUUCCUCCCGACCAGUCUCACCGCACCCCCCGAAAUCGCAGACGACCUCCAUGAGCUUCGAGGCGGCGAUACGAAGCAGGAAUAUGGUUACCUCGCAAGUGAGAGACACGUAAUCCUCGGUCUGGAUGAGGUUGUGCGACUCGUGGAUGUCGUCGCUGAGGAACUCGGCCAGCGAGGACUGACGACGCCUCUUUUGUUCUCUCCUUUGGCCAUUGACAUUCGACCGAAUGUCAUCAAAAAGCUCAUCGCCGCCUUUCUCGCGACCUGCCCUCAUCACCUUGCGCUCUCUUCCACCGAGCAACGGUGGCGUGAAGAGGCGACCUUUGCUGGUCCCCACGAGCUUGCCAUGUUCCUCCGUUGGGGAUUGGCACGCAUCGUUCGGCUCGAACGCGGCGUAGAGGUCCGAGGCUUUGUCAAGUGGGAAGAAUACGUGAUCUGGAGACAGGAAGAACACGGUACAGUUGAUUUCAUCUUCACCCCGAUGCCAGACUCCUCUGAUGUUGCUUGGGCAGCACACGGUUAUGAUCCCUCCCAUUUCGCGCGCUUCGUUCAGAGUCUCGAAAAGCCGGUCCGCGCAUUGUGCAACUCACUCUUUAAUCUCCUGAGUCGUCUCGCCGCACACGCAACCUCGUCUGGCUUAACGCCCAUCCAACUGGCUUCUUUCUUUGGUCCCGUCAUCUUUGGCCUCGGCAACCCUUCCCUUCCUUUCAAUCACACCUAUGCCGCAUAUCUGAGAGCAUCACAUGCCACGGAACACUUGCUGCUUGCCUUUAUUCGCUGGCAAGAGGCCCAAACCCAGUUAAAGGGUGCCAUGCCUGUUCGACUCAAGGACUGGGUCAGAGGCUAUCCGUCCAUGAUCCCUGACAUGACUCGUAUAGAAAAACCGCGUCGUGGUGCGAAAUUGACUCGGCUUGCGCCUGUGAGACGCAAUGUCCGUCUUUACUCGCCAGACCUUGUCAAGAACGCUGCAUCCUGGGCAUCGGCAAAGGGAGAUUUCCAGUCUUCCAAGGAGUGGUCUCGUGUCGCUCCUCAGUUUCUCAAACUCCAACCGAAAUAUUCGGACAACUAUAGAAAGUAUAUCAACGUCCCGCCGGGCUUUGCCCCGGACUUGGGACUCGGGACCAAUGCCUUGGAGCUCAACCGAACGCCGGAUGAAGAGGGGAAAGAGUUGGGCCUCCUAGGAUUAGACACCCAAGAGGACGACCGGUUCCGGAGUCUGACGGACAUGCGAUGGGGGACCUUCGAGAGCUUUGGUUUCUCUGAAACCGAUCAGAACAAACUCGCUUUCGAUCUGACUGAGAGCGCGCGCAAGGCGCGAGCAGAGAAGCGAGAGACGCUCUCUUGGAAUGACUUUUCUAGCGCCGGAUUCUCACGCACCGAUGAGCCGUUAUCUGCAACCCUUCAGUUUUCUACACCCGUCUCAUCGAGUAUCAACUCGUGGGCUUCUCAAUCAGCCGAGAUUCACCGCAAGCUCAAGAAGGCACAAAAGUCUCUACCACCCUUUGGUUGGGACACCGCACCUGUGCUUGGUCGCGAGGAAAUGGUUGAAGAGGGUUUCCUGGAGGUUUUCGCUUCGCUCGUCUACGGGAGUGGCUGGAUGGACAGAACGGAGCAUACUUUCAGAGAAUGCAAUUGGGCACUGGUCGAGUUCAAGGCUAUGCCAACCCAGCGUCCUUCGACCCCACCAAGUGGUGACCCACGUACUUCCACUAUCCUCUUUCUAUUCGAGGAGUUUGUGCCACAAGAGUACCGCGAUCAAUUGGCAGCACCCAAGAAGAAGGGCAUCUUUGCGCCGACUUCGCUGCUUGUGGCCACUCUGAAUCCAAAAUCCAAGCAAUGGAAGCCAGCACCCACACUAAACGGGAAACCAUACGUGGUAGGGAACACACCGACUAUUCCGAAGAACACAUCGAACAGAGAGGCGGAGUUUGAAAAUAUGCUUAAGAGCUCCCAUGCCACCACCAAGGUAUCACUCACUCGAGGCGUCAGCACUCGUGACCACCCGAUUCCGACGCCUCUGACUAGUCAUACUCCUCUACCUGACAACGAUAUUCCACCGGUCCCGCCCGUUCCAUCUCUCCCAGCCAACUCGCCCACGAAGCCGAAGAACAGAUUCAAGAUCAAAAAACGCAGUGGUAUGCAACCAGCAGAAUAUGAUGAGAUGGAUUUUGAGACGAGGGAGGCCUCUGAUUCGGACUCGGAUGGUUCUCCCCUUGGUCGUUCGAACGGUGCAGGGAAUAAUAAGCGCCUGUCCAGGGACGAUGCCUGGAUCGACAUCUUGGUCGCUGACACUGGGCGACGCCGUAUGCCAGGCCAAGAGGUUGAGCCAGGAGGACCCAGGAGGCGGGCUAUUAAUAACAAUAGGAGUGAUCCAGAACUCGCCCGCGAGGAAAUAACCUCAGUUCUCGCUGGUGUUCCUCCUCCAGAUGAUGAUUAUCCCUUCAACGGUCACCAUCAAGGCUAUAGCCACGUUCGAGAGCCGACAGAGGAGCCUAUACUUGAUCCUGAACCCUAUCCAUACUCCAACCAGCUGCAAGGACGUCGGUCCUUGGACUCGGAUGAGUACACCAACGACGGACCGGUCAUUCGAGUCCAAUCACCUUCCACCCUCGCCUCUCCUCGCCACGAUCAGAGGUGGCCUCAGCAUGUUCGGGAUUCUGUCGACUCACACGACUUUGAGCCGAUGCCACAGACACUCUCACAAGAAGUUGAAAUACCUUCUUUCAUCGAUGCAGAGCGCAACUAUAGUCAAGAGCUUAUACCACCACAGCCAACCUCUGCUACACUCCCUCCUUCGCCCUCCCAUAACCAGCAGGGUCUCCCAGAGUCGAGCCCUGGUAGAAAGGGGAAUGUCGGCGCUCUCGUCGACAUGUACCAGCAGAAGACAUCCCCCGCACCGUCGCGACUGCCUGUCAGGACGGCAAGCUUGGACAAUCCAAAAACCGCUUCGGCCCAGCCACAACCUACCCCAGUCGCUCCCGAACCAGAACCAGAGGUGGUGCCCGCUGCUCUAGAUCUUCCGGUCGGACGGAUUAGUCCAGGUCGGUAUGUUCACGGAGCACCAUUACACAACGUAAUGGAAGAAGAAGAAGAAGACUAG